Messenger RNA from Caenorhabditis sp. 36 PRJEB53466, 443 nucleotides. The record is from the annotation of a GenBank genome assembly. NCBI's taxonomy places the organism in Eukaryota, Metazoa, Nematoda, Chromadorea, Rhabditida, Rhabditidae.
AUGGUCAACAUUUGUGAGCAUUUGGACCCGAUCGACUUGUAAGUUUGACCCAAAAAAAAAGAGUUCAUCAAUCUAUUUUUCCGCUUUUCAGAAUCGCCCUCCAAUUCCAGUCGGACGUCUGGAGAUCAGUGGCCAGGCGUACAAUGAAAGCGCAAGAAUUGGAAACGAGAUUCUCAUUCAAGAACGUUCCGUCGUAUGACGAAAGCCCGCUCGUCGAGUUCGAAAUUUCCAUGCCAAAUGGUUCGGCCUUUCAAAUUUUGUUCGAGAGGCCGGAUCCUUCUACAACUCGGCAGAUAUUGUCGUUCGGCGACGGUGAGAAGCGGUCGCUCAUCUGCAAAAGUGCCAAUUUCGAAGAACUCUUCGAGAACAUGACCGCCCUCAAGACUAUUAUCGAUUGUUCGUAUCGAUCGGUCGAAUCGGAUGACGCGUGGGUGACGGAGUAA